Molecule: messenger RNA, 1520 nt
Organism: Halteromyces radiatus
Lineage: Eukaryota; Fungi; Mucoromycota; Mucoromycetes; Mucorales; Cunninghamellaceae
Product: small subunit of carbamoyl-phosphate synthase
Exons: 2
Coding region: 213-1466 (417 amino acids)
Biological process (GO): L-arginine biosynthetic process; L-glutamine metabolic process; 'de novo' pyrimidine nucleobase biosynthetic process
Cellular component (GO): cytoplasm; carbamoyl-phosphate synthase complex
Molecular function (GO): carbamoyl-phosphate synthase (glutamine-hydrolyzing) activity
Source: RefSeq, a predicted model, not a curated record
UUUUUUUUUUUUUUAAAUUUAUUUUAUAUACAUAAAUCACAACUACAGACGUCAAGUCUAGCUUAUGUAUAUUCACGCCUACGAAAAGUGUUCAGCCGACUAUAUUUGCGAUCAAAUCUGGAAAUCCUCUGGUAGCUUCUAAACUUCUUCAAGACUACGAACCUAUUUAUAUUUCUCUCUAUUUUAUUCUUUCUUAUUCUUAUUCUUAAAAUAUGACUCUCUUCAAAACUCUUCAACAAACUACUCUUCAUGCUCAACCCAUCACUGCUGCUUUACGUCGUGGAUUCGCAACCAAUAUUGGAUCCAUACCUAAUGCUGCUGCUCUCAAAUUAAAAUCUGGUCAAGUUUUUACUGGUCAAUCUUUUGGUGCUCAACAAUCUACUUUUGGAGAAGCUGUAUUUACCACUUCUCUUGUUGGUUAUCCUGAAUCCAUGACUGAUCCUUCUUAUACUGGUCAAAUCCUUGUUUUUACUCAACCUCUUAUUGGCAAUUAUGGUGUUCCUGGUCAAGUACUCGAUCAAUAUGGUCUUUCCAAAUACUUUGAAUCUGAUAAAAUCCAAGUACAAGGUAUUGUUGUCAAUGAUUAUGCUACUCAAUAUUCCCAUUGGACUGCUGUGGAAUCUCUUGGUGAAUGGUGUAUUCGCCACAACGUACCUGCCAUUAGUGGUGUUGAUACUCGUUCUAUUACUCAACUCUUACGUGAUCAAGGUUCUACUUUGGCUCAAUUGGCUGUGGGUUCUGAUGCUACUAGUUCUAAUGUGACGUCCUUCCCUGACCCUAAUACUGACAAUCUCGUUGCUAAGGUAUCGACCAAAGUGCCUCUUCAUUAUAAUCCUCAAGGUGAUGUCAAGAUUGCUGUUAUUGAUUGUGGUGUCAAACAAAACAUUUUACGAUGUUUGACUGAACGUGGAGCUCAAGUCACUGUAUUGCCUUGGAACUAUGAUUUUAAUCAAGUCAAGGAUGAAUUCGAUGGAUUAUUUAUCUCUAAUGGACCUGGUAGCCCUGCCACUUGUACUGAAACCGUAAAGCAUUUACGUACUGCCAUUGAUCACUGGAACAAACCUAUCUUUGGUAUUUGUAUGGGUAAUCUACUUCUUGGUAUGGCUGCUGGUUUGGAUGUUUACAAAUUACCUUUUGGCAACCGUGGACACAAUCAACCUGCUCUUCAUGUAGAUACUGGACUCUGUUAUAUUACUUCUCAAAAUCACGGUUAUGCUCUUCAAGAUAAGGUGAUGCCUAAAGGUUGGAAGAAGAUGUUUGUCAAUGCCAAUGAUGGUUCCAACGAAGGUAUCCAACAUGAAUCUAAACCUAUUUUCUCUGUGCAAUUCCAUCCUGAAGCCAAAGGUGGACCUCAAGAUACUGAAUACUUAUUUGAUGACUUUUUGGGUCAUGUUCGUGCUAUGAAGUCUGCUACCUACCAUUCUGUUAUUGAUCAACAACAAGCUACCACUGCUGCCUUUGCCUGAUCGCAAAUAUAGUCGGACCCCCUUCUUUUUAUACAUAUCAUGAAUUCUUCUUCC